AUCGGGCCAUGUGGCGCCAUGGUGGCUGUUGUUGCACUGCCCAUGGACUGCUUAAAGGGCUGUGCCCAGUUCCUUCAGCCGAGCGUUGCAGAUGUGUUGGACGAAGAUCGCAGACUGCAGCUCUGGGACGGAGUGGAUUUGGCUCAGCUAUCAGAGACGUCUCUCAGGACGCUGGUGGCCUCCGGCGUCCCGUCAUCGCGUCGCUGGUCCCUGUGGACCUGGACGCUGGACCCACGGGACCCGCUGCCGGAGCUGCCGGGGGACCCGGUGGCGAUACCGGCGGAUGCGACGACGGCCCAGGUGGAUGCCUUGAGGACUAGCCUGGGAGGAGAACGCUUAUCUGCUGGUGAAGUCGAAAGCUUGGAGAAGGUGUUGAGAGCUUAUGCCAGCUACAACCCAGACAUUGGCUACUGUCAGGGGAUGAAUUUCGUGGUGGCGCUACUCUUGUUGGUGUCAGGAGAUGAAACAGAGACGUUUCGGACUUUCAUCCGCUUGGUUGACCACUUGGAGCUUGCUGGAUUCUAUGCUUCGGAUUUUCCAAAACUUCGAGAGUCGACGGAGAAAAGCUCUGAACUCUUGCAGAAGUUGCUGCCGAAGCUCUGCAACCAUUUGGAUGAGAAUGGAAUCCUUGUGGAGCAGUUUCUACAUUCCUGGCAUAUCUCCCUCUUUGCCAGUUGUUUACCUCGCGCCACGGUCCUGGAGCUUUGGGACGAGCUGCUCACCUCGCGGUGCACCGCGGCGGACCUGGCAGGGCUCAGCGUGGCGCUGCUGGAGCUGCGGGAGAAACAGCUGCUGCGGAGCAACGGGCAGCAGCUGAUGAGCGCCAAGCAAAGGCCUUGGGCAUGCGUUUGCGCAGGAGAAGCCACGAGCUCGCUCCGGACGGUCCAAAAAAGUCCCCUCUGGGGGCCCCGGGGCACCAGUGGGAGAUGAAAU
This is a messenger RNA of Cladocopium goreaui, 933 nucleotides long. Lineage: Eukaryota; Dinophyceae; Suessiales; Symbiodiniaceae. The record is from the annotation of a GenBank genome assembly.